This is a messenger RNA of Gamsiella multidivaricata, 486 nucleotides long. RefSeq lists its product as uncharacterized. Bases 1 to 486 code for a protein of 161 amino acids. The record is from RefSeq and is a predicted model, not a curated record. The transcript is spliced from 3 exons. NCBI's taxonomy places the organism in Eukaryota, Fungi, Mortierellomycota, Mortierellomycetes, Mortierellales, Mortierellaceae.
AUGGACAACGGCCAACAGGCAUACCUUGAUCGGGCUGAUGGAAAGGACAUCGGCAUCAUAGGGUUCGUGAGGAACAGCACCGUUGUCCUCGAGGCAGCAGACUUCGACAAGCUGUGGCGGUCAAUAGUGAUGCCGUACCUUCUGAAUCACAAUUCAAAAAACAAAGUCGACAAUGGAAUGCGACUUCGCAAAGCUGUCAAGGAAAAGAGGCUGGAAAAAUUUGAAAACGCGAUCAAGUUUCAUGAACACACAGAAGUGCUAUUGCCCGGCGUGUCAGAGCAAGCGAGAGCCACUUCCAACGUGUACACAGAGCAGUAUGCAGCGUUUGUCGCUUCGGAGAUUGUCAGCAGAGUCAUCAGCAGCAUAGCCACCGCCACGCUCCAGUUCUCAAGCACAGUCUGUAUCGUCUUCCACAUCAAACGAAUUAUCGCCGGAAUUGCCCACGACUACGACAUGUCUAGCGACCACGGCACCAGCAGCGAGUGA